This is a messenger RNA of Verruconis gallopava, 1194 nucleotides long. RefSeq lists its product as hypothetical. Gene Ontology annotation, cellular component: mediator complex. Lineage: Eukaryota; Fungi; Ascomycota; Dothideomycetes; Venturiales; Sympoventuriaceae. Gene Ontology annotation, biological process: regulation of transcription by RNA polymerase II. The transcript has 3 exons. Gene Ontology annotation, molecular function: transcription coregulator activity. Bases 236 to 616 code for a protein of 126 amino acids. The record is from RefSeq and is a predicted model, not a curated record.
CGUCACCCUCGUUUGACGGCACACGCCACGACGUGGACGUUGCUAUACUUUUUUACUAUCAGGUCACGGGCGCCAUUCUGCAGUCACUUCUUUCCCUCACACGGACAUCCAGCUCCUAAAUCAGGCCAUGGCGCUCAACAAUCUUAGCCAGAUCGAAGGUAUGCGAAAUCGGUGAUCUGGAAGCCUUCCUCUAUCUCGGAGCUCGCGUCACGCUAAGGCCUGAAUAACAGCUCAAAUGAAAGAGAUUGUGCAAAAUCUAUACAAUCUCAUUGCGCAGACAUAUGAUCAUGCCGGAGCUGCGACCGUGUCAGCCAUGGAUCGAGAAAUCGCACAGCUCGUGCAAAGGCUAGUUGAUUUGAAUGAGUUAGCACCACAAAUCGCAGUGCAGAUCCCGGACCAGAUAAUUGUAUACGUCCAGGAGGGCCGUAACCCAGAGAUCUACACGCGCGAAUUUGUCGAGGUCAUCAUGAAGCAGAACCAGAAGCUUAAGGGCAAAUCUGAGGCAUUCGCUCAAUUUCGAGACAUCCUUGCCCGGGAGUGGGCUGCAGCUAUGCCAGAACUCAAGCCUCAGAUUCGCGAUGUUGUGCAUAACACCGGGGGCUCGCUUGAGAUAUGAAUUCCCUUCUAUCGUCUCUGCUUCCACAAGGAAACGCUUGCUUCCUCCUAUAGUCAUUUAGUUGAGACUGAGCCUGGCCGCAGCCUCAAUAAAGUGUGGGGACACAACCCUUUCCGCUGUGCUCAUUACUCACACACUCUCUCAUCGAAACUCAGCUCCUUUGGAUGGCAAACGCACGUCCAGAAUUGCACUCGUGUCCAAGAAAAUGAAAAUGGAUGUCCAUUGAUAUAGAUCAUCAGACCAAGGCCAAAUCGUCCAUGGUAUAAACUCGAUAGUAACAUCUGUCGGUUCGACUCACCCUUCAAAGAAAGAACCCCAAUUUAGCAAAUGCUCGAUAAAUAGCAGAAUUAAGCAGUCCUUGUACUGCUUCCGAAAUAUCAGGCUUGCUUUCACUGAAAUUCAUUAGUCCUUGGGGACAUGCAGAUGUCAUGUUACUAAUCGAUGCUAUUUCUUUCCUCGAGCCACUCAUGAAUGUAGCUGACUUAGAGAUCAAAUGCCAUCACAUAAGCAGGAAAUCUUAUUUUGUCGUUUGCGUAGUCUAAAGCGAUCUUACCUAUUGUCAAUUCCCGUCCAUAAUC